UGCGCGCGCACCUAUGUGAGGGAAUGGGAACCAUGAACCGGUUCGUGGACGAUCUUCCGAUGUAAACUACGAGCUAGUGACAAAAUGGACCCAUAGCAGCCAUGUUUUAGUGAUUUAUUAGCUAUGAUAGACCAGAUCUGUUAGUUUUUUGGAUUUAUUAGACUGAUUUUAACUGUGUCUACCUGUGGCAGCGGGCAGUCCGUCCGUAAAGGACUCGCCGUUGUUUUCGUAAACAAACAUGGCUUCGAAGUGUCAGAAAUUUCAGCCGAACAUUUUUAAUAAGCUGAAAUGCCAGAGCUGCUUCGGGGCGAAAGAUAUCCAUUCUGCGGAGGCUCUGGAGAACAACAAGGAAGUGGAUGACAUGAGUACUACAGCCAGCCAUGUUGGUUGGGUGGAUGAGAUCUGUUCUUUAGUGCUGGACUCGUUCACGACAGUCGAGUCGGCCACAAGAAAGAUUUCAAAGUGCGGAUAUUUAUUUGUGUCUCCAGAUUUCGACUUCAGCAACCCUGUUGAUAGGAGCAAGCGAUGGCAGAGGCGUUUUUUUCGACUAUUCGAUGAUGGAGAGCUUAACUUUUCGGUGGACGAAGAUCCGGACACAGUUCCACAAGGUGCAGUGGACAUGAAUAAAUGUACAGAGGUAGGAGAUGCUGAGAAAAAGACCACCCAUACCAACUCUCUGUACAUCAUCACCCCCAACAAAACCUACUACAUCAAAGCUGGAUCCAAGGAGGAGAUUAUGUGGUGGCAAGAAGUGCUUUCUGUGUUUCCAAGGUCAAUACCAAAACCCAAAAAUCGCCGCUUCACCAUGCCAAUCUUCAGCAAUAAAGACAAGGAAAAUGUCCAGCCACUGACAACAGAAUCUCACAGAAAGUUACCAAGUGUGAGUAGUCUCACAGAUGGAGACAUUCCUGCAGUGAACAAUCGUUUUGAGGUGGAGAAGGUAAAGGUUAAAGAGCAAGCCUUUUCUACAUAUCGAGGUGUCCGUAACAUGAAGCACCGGACUGAUAAACACUACCAAGAGGGCUUGCGCAAGAGCAGUAGUCUGCAUGAUCUUUCUUCUGAGGAUACCAAAGAUGUUGGUAUGGGACUAGCAUCUUCCAAGUUCCUUAGUCGCUCUGGUGAUAGACUCAAUUAUGUAAGUGCAGCUUCACAUCCCGGCAUAGAGAAUGCAGCCCGCGUGUUAGCGGACUCCAACUACAACAACCCUUACUGCACUGUCCCUCGCAGGACAUGGCAGACGCUGGCUGCAAACACCACCACCCCGCCAUCCCCCAACUCUAACACGCCUAGCUCUGCAUCUGCCAACAACCCUUCCUCCUCCCCAUCCUCCCACCCUACUGUGACUGUCAAUUCCAGUCACAUCCCAAUUAUACGCCGUAAGAGCACAGCCGAUACUCAAUCCUCUGCUGCGUCCACCAGCACUAAGCCUAAGAGUGCCAGUGAGCGAGCCCGCCUCCACAGGGAACGCUCCACAAGCAUGAAGGACUUUCCGACCCAGUUCUCCCUGCCUAAGCCAGAUGGUACCCGCAUGUCCAUGUCCAGUCUUGACCGACUUUCUGCCUCGAGUCAUGCAGAUGGUCAGUCCUCAACUCGACCCUCUGGGCGUCGUGAUAUAUAUGAAGUCCCCACUAACAACUUGAACCAGACGGAUGAACUCAAGAUGGCCAAGUCAACUGAGUUCCAAGCAGCAAGUAGAAGUAGGUCACAGCCAUCCAUUUCUGGGAGUUCUCCACAAAGCCAAGGGUCACCUUCUAAUAAAUAUGAGGAUCUGAUGUACAUGAAGAAAGGCUGGCUGAUCAAGCAGGGGUCAUCAGAGAAGGACUGGAAGAAGCAUUGGUUUGUAUUGACUGGAAACUCAUUGCGGUAUUACAAAGAUGCUCAGGCAGAAGAAAGCAAUACUCUAGACGGUCGUAUUGAUCUCUCCACAUGUUUCGACAUUUCCGAGGUGGACAUUGGUCGUAACUUUGGCUUCAGGAUCAAGUCACGCAAUGGGGAAUAUGUCCUCGCUGCUAUGACAUCUGGGAUACGGAACAAUUGGUUAAAAGCAAUCCGCCUUGUUAUGGACCUACAGACUGGCAGUAAAAAAUCUACCUCUUCAUUGUUGUCAAACUCUGCUGACUCUUCACCUCGUACUGUGGACGAUCUUGACCUUAGUGCUUCAGCCGAUAGUAGUCGAUUAAGUGGGUCAAUGGAUAGUCGAUCAUCAUCAGAAAGUCCCAAAGAAAUUCAUAAACGUACUACAACAAAAAAUAUGAGACGACAUUAUUCCGAUGUUAGUCCAGGAAAUGUGAAAUUUUCUGUGAAGGAUUUAUCUCCUGCUCUGGCACGUAUCUCUCAACCACCGACCAUCGUAGGUGUGGUGAGUGGAGGAAAUUCUCCACCGGAACCAGAGAAAAAUUCUCUUGGUGGUCAGGGAGAUCAAAUAGAUUCAGCAAACAAAAAGUUACAAAGUAGUUCAAAGUUUUCACCAGAACCUGUGUCAGCUUUGACUGGCAGCAAUGAACCGAUGAGUCGGUAUGUAGAAGGGAGUGACAAUGGGUCCCUGCCUCCAACAGUAUCGCCUGCUUCGGGGGUAGGGGAUGACUUUGCCUCCCGUCGGGCAGUUAGUAGUGAAAGUAGGAAAGAGGAAGAUGAGAAAUCAAGACGGGCAAAAUCACCCAGUGCCCGUGUGAAAGAAAAGUCUCGGAUUAAAGGAGGCAAGAUACAGACGCCACCACAGCAGGUGUCAGAUGAUGAAUGUUAUGGGAUGUCGGCAUCUGCUGAGGAGGAAACUGUUAGCUUACAAGUGAUUGAUCUGCAUCAACAUCUUACUGGGGAAAUUUACCAGGAGUCGGACAACAACUUCGCAAUAUCUGAAGACACUCCUGCAUCCACUGGGGAUUCCUCCGCUGGAGCGGAUGGUAUGCUGGUGGAACUCUUAGAAACAGAGGUCGACUCACUGAAAGAACAGCUAGAAAACACGCACAAAGAAAUGGUGAAAAUGCAUGAAACCAAUAUUGACCUGAAAACCCGCCUACAGACUAUCGUCAGGGAAAAGGAUGUGUCACAGCCGGGUCAACCACAGCAUGGGCUAGAAAGCCCUAUAAUGCGUAGCUUGUGGAAUCAGCAAAACCAGUCCUCAGAUUGUCCACAGGUGACAACAAUGCGACGCCAGGUGAAGGAAGCCAGGGAUACGAUACAGAAAAAUAAAGUGGAAAUGGAGAGCCUUCGUUCCAAGCUUGACAUGUCAACAUCCAAACUGACCGGUACAGAACGGGCCCUGUCAGAGGCUCUUAAGGAACUCAAGAAUGAGAAGGAUAAACUCAUGAAAAUGUCAAAUGACUGGAAUAAAAAGAUUCGCAAUUUAGAAGGACAAUUGAAAGACACAACUCAUAAAAUGGAACGGCAGCGUGAUAGUUUGAAUGUGAAGGAAAAUGACUGUAAGAGAUUAGAAUCAGAUCUUAAGGCUAGUAAUCAAAAAGUACGUGAACACGAGCGUGAAAUUCUAAAGUUAAAGGCUGUGGAACAAGAUAAUAGACAGAUGAAAGAAAAAAUGGACGACACAGAAAGAAAAAUGGCAACAUUAAGGUUGGAACUUAAAGAGAAGGACAUGCACUCUAAGAAAAUAGAGGGUGAAUAUGAGCAUCAUAUUGCUGAUUUGGAGCAGGAAUUCACCCAGGAAAGGGAUGAUAUGGAGCAACACUUGGAGGACAUGAAAAAGAAAUUCAUGGAGGCUCAGCAACAUUCCAAUACCAACAACAUGGCUGCCCUUUUACAGGAAAAGGACAUCAUCAUUGCCCAGUUGGAAGAUAAAAUGAUAGAAAAUGAUAAGAAAUUGAUUGACAUGGCAGACGAACUACAAUCAGAACUAGAUGAAAGUGUUAUGCUGCAAAACAAUCUGGAGUCUGUACAGAAAGAUCAUAGUAUGAUGGAGAAAAAAUUCAAGGAACAGGAAAAGUUGUACUCAAAAGUGGUUUCAGAAAAACAGAAAAGUGAGGAAGAAAAUAGGUCACUCACUCGCACCAUGGAGGAAUAUAGAAAGGAAAGCCGUGAACUUGGAUCUCUUUUAGAUACUGAGAAAAACGCUGCUAUCAAAUGGCAAAGGGAGAAAAAGGAGUUGCUAAGUAAAAUUCAAAAUUUAGAAGGAAAUAUUGAUACACUUCAACAUAAGUUAGAUAACAAAGGAUCAAGGAUGUCGCAUGACAGCAGCCACUCCGAAGAAGAUCGGAGUAAAGUGUCAGAUAUACUUGGAAACUUUGUUGUUGUCGAAGCUGAAAUGUCAGAAAUUACUAAAACAAUGAUCAAUCUCCAAAAGAACUUCACCGAUUUCUUAUCAAGGCAGACAGAAAAAAGUCAUUCGCAACUGGGUGGUAUGGGGUCUUUAAUGACAGACAUUGUACAUCGCUGUGCACAUCUACAGGACAUCUUACGAGAGGGGUCUUCUGACUUGACUACACCAAGGUCAACAAAUCAAGGAAACCAAUCUGAAGAGUACAAUGAAAUGAAAGAGAAGUAUGAUAAUUUAGUGAUUGAGUCCAAUAGGUUACGGAAAGAUCUGGAGGAUAUUUCCAGUCAAUCAAAAGACAACAAAGAGAUGGAUGUGAAACUGGCUAAUCUUGAGAGUGUGUACAAACAGAAGGUACAGGAAAUGACAUCUCGGGUAGAUGACCUGGCUGGCAUGGUAAAACAUGCUGGCCCAAGUAAAGCGUCAAGUCCACAGAAACCGAAGCGACCAGAGGAGGCAUCUACAGCUAUCUCCGCCGAGAUAGAAGCCGAGCUGGGUCAGCUGGAGGACCGCAUUGCUUACAUAGACCAGGUACUACGUACUCCCGAUAUCAGCAUGUCGGGCGAGGAGGAGGAAGAGGAUGAUGAUGAGGAUGAGGAAUCCGACAGUUUCAUGAGUUCAGAUGAUGAAAUGUCGGAAGAUGAGGAAGAGGAGGAGGAGGAGGAAGUCAGUGGAGGAUAUGAGAGUAAACGUCUUAUCGGAAAGUUGCGUGCAAUGAGAAAUCAACUGCAAGCAACUAACUGUAAGAUUCAGGAUCUCACUGAUGAAAUGAUAGAGAAAACAUUCCUCAAAAACGAUUCCUCAGUAGAGGGUGAAGAAGGGUUGAGACAGACCCUGGUCAAAUGUAGUGACACUGUAGAUUCUCUGACUGGUCGCCUGGUUGACAAGGUCAAGGCUGCUAAAUUAGGGGGUGCCAGCCUAGAGGGUAGCUCUGCAGAAAAUAUGGUAGCAUUCCAAAACUGUGUGAAAGAGAUGAGGGAAAAACUGGUAGAAGUGAAUAGUAUGGUGGCAGCACAUGAAGCUCUGGAUGCAAAGUCUCUGAAAAUGGUUCAUGGGAAACUGAUGAACCUUUUAGAGUAUCUGAGCCAUCUUCAAAGAUUUAAACAUCGGGAUUUCGACAUGUUGGGGAGGAUUACUCAUCAGGAUCUGCAGGCAAAGGCUGUGAUAAAGCGACGUGAAAGUGGCAUCCGGCGGAGCCGCCUCGACUUUGAGGAGAAGGUGCAUCUUUAUGCAGAUAGGCUGUCUGUUGAGGCCAUCAUACUGGGACAGAUGGCCUAUCUGGUACAGCGCUACCAGAUGGGGGAUGUGUAUAGGGACCUACUGAUAAAGGAGAUUCAGGAUGUGAACGUGGUUAUCCUCGACUUAGAACGGAAAAUUGAUGAUGCCACAAAAACAAACGGUUCAUCAGAUACUGGUGUUGACAUUGUCUCAUCAUACGCAGCCAUUUUGGCAGAGAAAAUAGUUCUAGAGGGACAAUUGGCAUCAUGUGCAAUGGCUGCAGAUAAUCAAACUACUGACGACACCGCAGUGUUGUCAGCUCUUCAGAUCACGGAAAACCCAUCAAUUCUUGCCAUGGAAGUGUUUUUACGGUGUCAGGUGGACACAUCUGUUCAUCAGAACCUCCAUCAGGCCUUGGACCACAUGGAUUCUGUCACAGGCCACAUCAUCACUAAGUCGCUGGUACAGGGGGAGAUAAGUCAUGCACUUUCAAGGAUGAAAUCUCGCUUCUCUUUGAAAGACGGUGUGCGAGAUGUAACAGACCUUCUGCGCCAGGAGCGCAAGUUCUCACAUGAACAACUGUUAUGUAAGUGUGAGACGGUGUGUAACGCGGUAGAUGUGUACCAGGCGUUGGUAGGGUCUUCACUACGCUGUCAGGCUUGUCUGGCACAGGCUCCAAAUAUCAGCGACAGCUUGUAUACAAAAAUGUCACAAUCAUUCCAAAAACGCAUAGGCGAAUUCCAGGAGAAACAAAGGACAUCAGACGCUAGAGAACAGAAUAGGUGUCGACACAUUAUAAGUGCACUGGAAGUAGAAUUAGAAUCAAGUGUUAGAAAUUUUAGAGAUGUGAUAAAACCGGGUUUGUCAGAAACAGAGGAUGUCGUGUCAGACAUGACAGUUGUGUCUAUAGAAUCAGCAGUGUUACAGUUAGCUGACAUUCUCAUGUGUAGAGCAACUAUCAAAGGUACAGUAGCUUACAUUACAGACAUGGUUAGCUCAGGAAACUUUCCAGAACUUCCCGACACUGCCAUAUUCUCAUCCGAACAUGUACUUGGUGGUGAUCAGGACGGGGCCAUGCAAGUACUUGCACAGUCACUCUCAAAUGAAGCAACAAACAAGCAGUCUUUGGCAGCAGAAUUGAAAAAAUUCAAUCCAGAAAAUCCUUCAAGUUCAGAAGAAUGUUCUAGGAUAAUAGACAUUUUAGGAAUUGUCCCAGAAAGUGAACUAAGUAAUAAUCUAGGCACAUACGGUGAGAACCUGCUAAGAGAAGCUCUCCACCAAGCUCAACUCACUUACAUGUCAUACAAAAUGAAGUUACAGCAUGAGAGGAGUAUGCGCGAGAUGAAGAUGAAAAUUGAGGCUGGUCAGAAAGUAGACCUCCCUUCAGAUUCAAGUAGGGAAGCUGAAGGAGACAUUCAUGCUUCAUUGUCAGUGUUUGAGGAAAUCUUAGAAACAAAGUUUGAAGAUGAGUGUGAAGUGCUAAGUAUACUGGACAAGGAAAUAAAACAGUUACAGUCGGUUUCAACAGAUGCCCCAGAAAAGGGAUAUAGUCAACAACUCAGUAACCUCAUCUCUACAUUUGAAAACGAACUUGCUGUCUCACAGGAACGACAUGAUAUACAUGUAGAUGUCCUACGCCAGGAAGUUGGCAACAUUGUAAUGCGUCUUGAAAAGAUGACCGACGACUAUGAAAAGGAGAGGGAAGUACUGGUGUCGGAGUGCGAGGGCAAGGUCAGUAGUCUCCAGGAGGAGCUAGAGACAAUCCAGGUUGACCAUGAGGAGGAACUGGAGCAGGUCCGACAGGACAUCAUGACGGCAGUUAGUGCUAUCCGUGCCAAUGAGGAGGAAGUGGAUGGUCAACUGUCAGAUCAGGUCAAAGGACUCAACCGACAAAUCAUCUCACAGAAGGGCACCUUCAGUGUAUUGUUGACAGAACUUGAGGAGAAGCUGGCGGGGUCUAACCUCAGUCCUACACUCUCUACUCAAGUGUCAGAUCUGGUCAGUCAACUCCAGGAGGCUCUCAACAGCGGCACGGAGCCUGAGGAUCCCUUGUCCCCUCUGCCUGUCUCCUCGCCCCCUCCACUGCCUGUUGCACCCCGGAAGUCAGAGUCGCUCAGUGAUGUCCCUGCUAUGGACACGCUCAACUUGACAGACGAUUCAUUCCAAACUCUGGAUAGAUCUCAGCAUGACUAUGAAUUGGAACUACUGAAGCGAGAAAAGGAAGAAGCUCUGGCAGAGGAGGUCAAAACAACCAAAGCAGCUCUGGAUGCCAUGAGGAAGGCUUAUGAGGAUGACCUUGAGGAGGAGAAGGAAAGAUACAGAAUUGCCCUCAAGACUAUGUACAAUGAUGACUACAUCCAAGAAAUACGUAGACAACAAGAUGAGGAGCUAGAGAGGGUGAAGGAGGAGCUAAAGACUAUCACCAUGCACUACGACAGUAAGUGUGAGGACUACAGCAUCAUGGAGGAAAAACUCAACAACGUCAAGACGGAGUACGAGUCUCACAUACAACACCUGGUCAAGAGUAAUCAGCACCUAAAUGAGCUCGUAAAUGAGGAGAUUGGUAAACUCAAGGAUUUCGUGGAGAACAGGUCGAUGGGACGUAUACCGGGUAAUGCCACUCUGGAGGAAGAGCUUUAUGAUGCCCAGAUCAUGGUACGAAUGAAGGAUGCAGAACUACAGAAACUCAGGUCACAGGUGAAGAAUCUGGAGAACAACCUGGAAAGAGUGACAGAGGAGCAGAGAAACAGCAUGACACAGUACUUACAGAUGUACAAGAAGGUACAGGAACUGGAGGCCAAACACAAGAACAAGAAACAGGAAGAACAGGACCACGAUACCAGGGCAACUAACCGUUCCCUCCGACGAACUCCAUCCUUCCAUCAUCGUGCAAGGAGCCCCAGUCCACAGACAUCUGCCAAAAAGGAAGAGCAUCAUAGUCGUGACUCGCACCGCCGUCGUCACCUGGACGCACGUGACUUAAAGAGAUCCAAGAGCAGUCCGACCAUUCCCUUUGUAUUUGGGGGCAGACUGCCCUCCAGUAGUAGUCUCGGCAAGUCCUCCAGCUUCAAAUCCGCCAAGGCAAUGAAGACUUCCAAAUAACAGAAUCUACAUGUCGGCCAGAUAUAGACUAAUUUUUUAUUAUAUAUAUGGAGGAACUCAAAGGUUACAAACAUCUGAUAGGGAUGUCCGCACGCUGAAGUUGUAUCUUGUGUGUUAAAUACAAGGACAAAGUGAUAUUCACCACACUACAUAUGUUCCAUAUCUAAACUAUAUGUCUUUCAGAGCAGGAAAAAUAUGGUAUGUUUUGUGAAUAGAGAUAUAUUCCAUUAAGUAAGAAUUAUUUUUAAAUAGAAACUGAUUACCUGGUAUCUUUUGACAUGGAUAUUUCAAAGGAUGUCUUUCAUAUGACAUUAACCUAUCAGGAUUGUUUGUCAAAAUUUUAAAAAGCAAUGGAUGAUAUUUAUGUAGCUAUAAGGACAUUUGAAUACAACAAUGCCUCAUUAAAUGCAAUAGGGCAGAGUGAGACUAGGUAGAUAUGGUAUACAAUUCUAGUGUUGUUUUGCAUGACUUUACAACAAUGAUAUUAUUUAUACAUAUAAGAUGUGGAGACUUAUUGUUAUUAAAGAAAUGUAUUGCCAAAUUAUCCUAUCGCAUGACUUUAACAUUCUGCAGAUAUCUAUUGAAUAUUGUUUUUUCAAUUUCUUGAAAUCAUCAGAUUUAAGAAAAGUUAUCAUGACUGCUGGUUUUUCUCUAUCGUUUUUUUUAUUGUUUUACAAGUAAAUGACAUUGGAAACCAUUGUCUUCACGGAGGUAAUUUGUCAUUAGUUUAUCUUCUAACUCCUGUAUUAUGUCACGUGUUGACUAGAAACACAUUGUUAAAACCCUCUGGGCAGUGUUAGGUAGUAUUUGUGUGUUUUUGUUGCUGUAAAUGACUUAUGUUUUACUGUGCCUUUUCCUCCAUCUUUUUAAAUUUUUGUUUUUAGCCAUAAAUGUCAGACAUUAAAUUUUAUUGUGUUGCUGCUUUUUCUUAUGCUGAACCAAAACUGCCAAAUCUAGAUGUAAUAUUUUACUGUUAAUUUCAAAAUACUUUAUUUUGUCUUUAACUUUUAUGAUUUUAAUUGAUACAAAAUGCUUCCAGACUAUACAGUUUUAAUAGCUGUUUUGUGAGUAGUGCAGCUUGGUUUCAAUAAGACUUGAGACAUAGUGUUCCCACAUUGAACUGUGAUAAAGUGAAGUUACACCAAGUAUAUACGGGCUCUGUUGUAUAAUCAGUUUUUAUAUCUUGCCAGAAGAAAAUAAUCUCAAAAGGUUUCUCAAAUUGUUUGGGCUUUAAGUGUCAUUUUAAACUCUUUAAUAUUGAUACUUUAUUGUGUACAUCUCCUGGUACACCUGUUGGUACACACUCGUGUGAUCAAAUGUCACAGGAGCGUCUUGGUAUACAUAACAAUGAUUUUUACCUGUAAAUUACCUUUGAACUCUUAACAUGUCUUACUGCAAGAUAAGUUUUGACUAGCAGUUAUUUUUCAACAAAAUUGUUUUCCAAUGAAUUUGUUGGAACAAGAGUUUUCAUGGAUUGAAGUAUAUUACAGUUUGAAAUAGGUUUAAACCAAAACAAAUACUAUAAAAGACUACACAAGCAUGAACGUACACAAAAGAACUUGUUUAACUGUAGCACAAUUCUUAUACAUAUAAAAGUACUCAACAAUUUUAUAGUAGUUAGAAAUCAUUAAUUACUUUCAACGAUAUAAGAAGUCAUAUUAUAUGUUUAUCCAGUAAACUUAACCAAAGAAAUGUAUUAAUAUAAGCAUAUAUCAACUUGAGGAGAAUCAAAAUAUUUAUGUCAAAGUAGUUAGUUAUAUAUCCUGAAAUCUCAGGAAAUGACACCUGUGUAUAUACAGGCCCGAUAAUUGCCAUAAAUCUUUACUACUGGGUACAGAAAGGUGUCAUCAAUAUACUCUGUGGUAUGGAAUAUUUAUGAUGGCAAGUGUUAGCUAUUUUGGAAUUGUACAAUUUUUUAUCAUAAUAUGAGAAAACUGCUUACUCCAUGCAUCCAAAGAUACAAAGGUCAUUGUGUUAACAUAAUUUCUGGUUUUCCAAAUGAAAAAAUAUACUGACCCGUUGAAUUUUCCCAAGAUACUGAUAAUGAAUAAAUGGCUACUUUCAGAGAUUGUUUAAUGAUCAGGUGAUCAGGUGUGAGACAUGUUUGUUUAUCUAAUAUAUUAUUAGAUCGGCCUAAAGCAAACAGUACGCCUGUUUAUGUAGGUACAUCGUCCUACAGUACCCUGGUAGUCUCCUAAUAUUUAACUGAACUUUUAGUUAUAAAAUUAUGUUUUUUUAUGUUCUAAGAUUUGUAAAAUGAAAUAUUUUUACAACACCAGGCUUUUUUUAUUGUUGCCAUUACCAAUUGUGCUUUUCUUUUGUACAUCUUCCAUUUUGUUGGACUAUUAUGUAAACUGUUUGAAAGUGACUUUUUAAGUUCAGGGAACCGAGAUGUACCGGUACAUUUAAGAGAAUCUAUUCAACGAUAACAAUGUCAAAACCAUCAAUGGAAGUGAGAGGAUAUAUGUACAUUAUAUAUACAAUAUCAUUAUUAUAGGAUUACAUAGAUAUAUUGCCACUUAUAUUUCAUGUUCUCAUUGUGAGAUUGACAGUAUUGGUAUACCUAUUCAAUUGAGGAUACUGAAUGGUAUGCUGAAUUGGACUUGAAUUAGGGAAGAAGGUCAUUAAUGUACAGAUGUAUUAUUUUGUAAACAUUCACAUUUACCACUAACAAUCAUGACAAACAUCAAACAUAACCUUAUAACUAAUAAAGAUCAAAAGUAAUAUAUAUAUAAA
Pecten maximus is the source of this 11320-nucleotide messenger RNA. Its product is annotated as COP1-interactive protein 1-like. The coding region runs from base 239 to 8584 and encodes 2781 amino acids. Gene Ontology annotation, biological process: actin filament organization. Gene Ontology annotation, molecular function: actin filament binding. Gene Ontology annotation, cellular component: actin cytoskeleton. The transcript is spliced from 25 exons. Lineage: Eukaryota; Metazoa; Mollusca; Bivalvia; Pectinida; Pectinidae. The record is from RefSeq and is a predicted model, not a curated record.